Molecule: messenger RNA, 2396 nt
Organism: Brassica napus (rape)
Lineage: Eukaryota; Viridiplantae; Streptophyta; Magnoliopsida; Brassicales; Brassicaceae
Product: BAHD acyltransferase At3g29680-like
Exons: 2
Coding region: 34-1425 (463 amino acids)
Source: RefSeq, a predicted model, not a curated record
AGGAUUGUACAAAAGAAGAAACAUUCUUCAUCAAUGGGGCUAAAAGUAAUCAAGAUCACCCAAGUUAGCCCCGCAGCUGAUUCGUCCCGCCACUCUGCCGACCCGCUCAUCCUCCCGCUCACUUUCUUCGACUUGCGGUGGGUAAGAUCACAUCCUACUCAGCAAGUCAUCUUCUACAAACUCCCAGAGUCAUCUCGCGAGUUUUUUCACUCCGUGAUCCUCCCUAAGCUCUCUCUCUCUCUCUCCCUCGUCCUCCGCCACUACUUCCCGUUGGCUGGUCACCUCAAGUGGAACCAACAAGAUCCUAAGCCCCGAGUUGUUGUCUACAACCACGACACUGUCUCGCUAACGGUAGCUGAGUCUAACGCUGAUUUUCUCUUUGUUUCCGGUAAGGGCCUACGUCCACAGACGGAGUUACGUAUCUUGGUGCCGGAGUUAUCGGUCACGUGUGACUCUACAUCUCUAUAUUCUCUCCAAAUCACAUUGUUCCCUAACCAAGGGUUUUGCAUCGGCCUAGCGGAACAUCAUGUUUUGAAGGACGGUGUAGGAUCUAUAAUGUUUAUCAAAGCAUGGGCUCGCAUUUGUAAAUCACUGGGACACGGAAUAAUGACUUUACCUAGUGACUUUAUUCCAAUAUUAGAUCGUACUCUCAUCAAUGUUCGGCCUAGUCUUGAAUCCGAUAUUUUGGAAUACACCUCUUACUUUUCAGAUGAAAAAGAUGGCAAGAGAACCAUGAAGCCGCCUCCAGUGGGAGAGAUUUGUACUGAUCUUGUCCGGAUAACACUCGAGCUGACUCAGGAGAAUGUGGAGAAACGCAAAGAGCGAGCCAAGAGAGAGUCAACUCGCUCUCAGCAUGAGCUUCAUUUAUCAACGUUCGUUAUAGUAAACGCUUAUGUCUGGAGCUGCCUUGUGAAGGCGCAUGGAGGCAACAAAGAGAGGCCGUUGCUUUUCAUGUACGCAGCCGAUUUUAGGAACCGGUUAGAUCCACCGGUUCCUGACAGGUACUUGGGGAAUUGCGUGGUUCUUAUCAACUGCAUUGGCUACAAAGCAAAUAAUCUAUUGGGAAGAGUUGGCUUUGUUAGUGCUGUGGAGAUUCUUAGUGACUCAGUUAAAGGUUUGGGUUCAAGAGGGAUUGAAGCACUUUGGGAGUCCUACAUUGAUGGAAUGAAGCAAGUGAAACCGGAUACUCAUGUUGAGUCCGUCUCUGGAUCGACCCGGAUGGGGUUGUACGGGGCAGAUUUCGGGUGGGGAAAACCGGUUAACCAUGAGAUUGUAUCCAUUGACCGGUAUCCAGCGUAUUCGAUGUGGGAGAGGAGGGAUGAGACCGGUGGCGCCGAGAUAGGUUUGUGUUUGAGGAAGAGUGAGAUGGACACUUUUAUUUCUUUGUUUGAAUAUGGUUUGGAAAUAAUUGCAUCACGUAUUUAACGCUGCAUGCAUGCAACUUUUCUUUUUAAGACCAAAGAUAUAUUAUGUAACGCCUACAUGUUCCAAUUUCAAGAACAACUUGUUAAAAUAUUGUUAAGCGCUCCAAUACCCCAGCCCUUAUAUUUUGUGUAUCUAUGUGUAGUUAUGCUAUCCGUCGAGUAAUGUUUUCAGCAAAAAAAAUUUUUUGUGAAAUUUCGUUUAAUCCAGAUACUAAAUUUCGAUGAGUACAUACGGCUUCUUCACCGACUAACAAAAACUAAACUUAAAAAUCGAUGUGAAAAAUUGGAUUUAUCUAAAUAUAUCUUCCAAAACCUAUUGACAAGAUCUAAUGUUAUAAGCAAAUAAACAGAAUAUAGUGAUUUUUAUAAAUAUAUAGUGAUUUUAAACUGCAAUUUGUAUAAAGUUAAGUUUGAAUCUUGAUUGAUACUAAAGCAUAUCAAAUUUAUAAAACUAAUCAUGCACACAGCUUAUAAUGUCUUGCGAAGCAUAUCCACAUGCCGAUAGGAAAGCUGGUUUGAAUCUUAAGUCAAAAUGAUAUUGUAGUACUCCACUUGUAGUAUUGUAGUUAUUUGGUCUGUGAAUGACUAAUAUAAAAGUUCGUUUAUACAGGGAAAACGAAUUUAGCGUUAUAUCAUAAAGGGGCAUAUGAAUUAUAAAAAGGUUUAUCUCAGAAAUUUGUGUACUUCUAUCAAGAAAGAGUUUUUGUUUUUGUUUUUUCAUCAAUGGCGCUAAUGGUAAGCAAGAUCUCUCGAGUCAACUCAGCAACCUACUCGUUUCAUGACGCAACCGACUUUCCCAUUCACGUUCUUGACUUAAGGUGGUUAAAAUUCCACUAUACCAAUAGAAUAAGCAUAGAUCUAUAGUGUGUAAUUUACAGAAAAAAAACUUACUAGGGUUUAUAAAAUUUACUACAUACUAUCAUAUGUUUAUUUUGUGGAUAAUGCAAUUACAAAGGUUGGGGUCUUUUUAAU